AUGCAAUCACACAAUGAUCCCAAAAUCCCACCCAGCCAAGAACUAUCAUCACUGAUAUCUCAAUUCAGUGAAGAAGUUCCAGCUGCAUCUCCUGUGUUUGAGGGUCAUCUCUACCUGAGGACAGAAAAGAAACAAUGGCAAUGGCGACUCUUUCGCUUUGACGGAUCCUCAUUCACCUGUCUCUCUACACGUAAAGUUAAACUACCGCCCAACACAGCUGUCGAUGGACCUAGCGAUCCAAACUUACAACUCAGCUUCCUGCAAGCCUCUCCACCAACCUCCUUUACCUCUCCACUUCUUGCGACACCAAAAAAACAACCCCACAUUCGAUUAACAUCAAAAAGCAACCAGUUAAAGAACCAAUCUCAAGACCCAGAACGUGUCAUGGCUAGCUACUACCAAUUACCAAAAUUCACUAUCGAUAUAGCUAACAUUUCAGCAGUAUCGAUGCUGAAACGGCCAAGCAAAACAAAUAAUAAUAGCAACAAAAACAACAGCCAAGGAUUUUACUCAGCAAUUACUAUCGCACCAGCACCUUCAAAGUGCUUUUGUGUGCGUACCUUUGAUGGACAAUGCUUUGUAAUGAAAGCUCAAAAGCAAAAGGAUCUCGAAAGAUGGCUUUUUGUACUCACAAAAAUGUGGAACUUUGUCCAAGCAGACAUCUUGCAAACCCCUCAUUCCCAACCAUCCUGUCAGAUCAAUCAAACCGAGCCGUCGCAAUAUGAUCAACGCUACAGAAUGCCAAUCCUCUCUUUUGAAAAAACCCACUGGAUCGAGGAGUGGCGAAAAUCGCUCGCUGAGCUCAUUGCAUACGACCCGAACAUCAAAGUAAGCCCUCCUCCAAUCGAAUCAAUCCCAGACGACGAUCGUAUGAGUGUCUAUAGCGACAUGACAAGUGUUAGCAACCGUAACCAGCAGACUACCUAUGCUUACGGAAAGCCAUCCGGCUUGCCUUCUCGACGACGCACACCCACAAUUAGUUCUAAGCGAUCCAAUCGAUCGCUACAGAAACUUCCUACUGCAGUUGAGCUAGAGAUGCCUCUUCAGCAGCGUACUCGAUCCUCGUUGAGAAAAAAACGGUCGGACGACGUUAAGAACUGGAUAGAGCCUGCUAAGCGCAUGGAAAGACCUACUGUCGCCCAUCCCAAUACGACACCCACAGACCCAUCGAUACUACGCAGAAACUUAUCUGUGCAAUCGGCAUCUCGAUCGGUCCGCACAAGCUCGAUGAGAAAGCCAAUGAUCCAACGUCUCUCGACGAACUUCAACCCUGGACGAGUGUCUUCUUCUCCAGAAAUUUACCACAUCGAUUUUUUCCAAGAUACCAUGACAGUCGAUACCGACGCUCAAUUGGAUGUAAAUAAUGAUGAGCAGGACAAACGACUCCCUACGGUUCGUUAUCACCCGUCUGUUCGCGGCAAAGCGGUUCACAUCGUAAACCAAGAUAGACAAAGUCAGUUUCUCCUUAGAGGCGCAGAAGAAGAAAAAGAAGAAAAAGAUACCCGCAACUCUCAAUCGACAUCCAGAAGACGCUCUUCAGUCCCUCUCGAGGUAGAAAUGCAAUUGAGUCUUCAUCCUCAUCAUCAUCACAGUUUUGGUGACGAGCGUCUUUCUACUAUUUCACCUUUGCAGAAUCUAGCAAACGUAGAGAAUGGACUGUCUUUCAAGAGAAGACGGGAACGUACACCAUCAGGAAACCCAGCCACACCCCCACCUCUCAUGUCCCCCUGGACAAGUGAUCUUACUGUAGAUCAAGAUGAAGAAGUGUGCUUAGCAGACAUUCAAAAAUCCCUCCAACAGACGCAUUUAAACGAUGGUUGGCAGCACACGCGAUCCCCCUCUGCAUCCUCUAUACUCGAUCUCCAGAAACAGCAAAAUUACAUGUAUGGCACACCGAUAAUGCCUUAUCCUCAAUCAUGCUACCCACCUCCGUCUCCGUCGCCGGCUAUGGUCAACAAUGCUGCUACUAACAAUAAUCAGUCUUACCAAAACUUUCCUUUUGUAUCACCUAUUGUUGCACCUGCUAUUCCACCCGUUCAAAUCAUCCGACCUACAACAAUUACUUCUCCAACUUGUUUUUCAUAUGAACGUCCAUUCUUACAAGACAAAUACAACGACAAAGAUAACCUUGAACCUAUCAUGUCUCGGUCCUCUAGAUCGAGCACAAACCGUAAUACAAGCAGUCGAAAGGGUUACGAGCCGCCCGGUGUAGAUGCCCAACAUGGAAAUUACUCUAACCAGAAUCAAAAACGUGAGAGUUGGGCCAUGAAAACAUGGACCACACCCGAUUUUCAACACCCCACAUCAGCAGCAACCGCAACAAUAGGAGGGACAAAUGCUCGCCCCCAGUCAAUGGCACCCGAGGAUUAUUAUGUCAAAAAAUCAAGACCAAGAAGCUGGAUGAUUCCUUCUAGGUCAGCAUUGACAGAGAAAUUUCCUGAACGUCUUGAGCCUAGUGAUGUUAUCGUAACUGGUCGGCGAUCAAUGGACCUAAUAACCGAAGGUCGAAAGGGAAAACGAUGGGGCUGA
This is a messenger RNA of Phycomyces blakesleeanus NRRL 1555(-), 2529 nucleotides long. RefSeq lists its product as hypothetical. The transcript is spliced from 2 exons. NCBI's taxonomy places the organism in Eukaryota, Fungi, Mucoromycota, Mucoromycetes, Mucorales, Phycomycetaceae. The coding region runs from base 1 to 2529 and encodes 842 amino acids. The record is from RefSeq and is a predicted model, not a curated record.